AUGGGGACUGCUGAAUUUGGGACUGCUAAAUAUCUCAGUAAGCAAAUGAAGGCCAAAGGUCUUCAAAAACUACGAUGUUACUGUCAAAUUUGUGGGAAACAAUGUAGGGACGAAAACGGGUACAAAUCGCAUUGUAGAUCGCCAUCACAUAUGAAAAGGAUCAGUCAAAUGACGCCCAAAGAUGUGGAUAAGUUUACGGAGCUGUUUGAAAAGAGUUUUUUGAAGGUUCUGAGACUCUCACAUGGUGAAAAGAAAAUCGAAGCCAACAAGUUUUACAAUGAAUUCAUUCAGGAUAAGGAUCAUAUACAUAUGAAUGCGACCAAAUUUACGUCUCUGACAAAAUUUAUAGUUCAUUUGGGCAACAGCGGGAAGAUUAGAAUUCAUGGCACCGGGGACGGUGACGGCGACAGUGACGACGACAGUGACAGUGUCAAUGUUGAAGAGGGAAGAGUCUUUAUAAGCUUUAUCGACAAUUCGUUCGAAAAUUUGAUGCGAAAUGAACGACUGGACAAAGUUACGCAAUCGGAAGUGUCGGAUCAGGACGUGAGAAACAAAUUGCUGCAGCAGCAGAUUAAAGAGGGGCAAAACUCGGUGGAGACCGACGAUAACGACAAGGCAGAAGUGCCAACUGUGCGAGUCGACAAAGUCGCCAUAAAGCUACCCAAAGCAGAGUCCAAGGGCAAAAUCACCAAGAAGAAGAAGAACGUUUUCAAGACGAGGGAAUGA
Molecule: messenger RNA, 726 nt
Organism: Lachancea mirantina
Lineage: Eukaryota; Fungi; Ascomycota; Saccharomycetes; Saccharomycetales; Saccharomycetaceae
Source: the annotation of a GenBank genome assembly